UUUAAAUUAAAUUCAUACAUAUUUUAUAAAUUUGUCUGCAUUUAUAUUUUUCUAAUAUGUAUUUUUGCUUAUGUAGCCCAAAUAACGACGCGAAACACAACGGUUGAUAUAACAACUGAAGGAUUAACAACGAAAGACAAUACAUCUACCGUCGAUGGAACAACUGAAGAGUCCACAACGGAAAUAGAAACAACUGUAGAUUCUACAACGGAUUCAUUAACAACGGAGGAAAAGGCAAUGGUUGAUGCUACUACUAAACAAUCAACAACCGAAGAGAAGACAACUGUUCAUAUAACAACCGCUGAAUCAACAACGAAAGAGAAGACAACACCCUAUGAAACCACUGUGGAACAAACAACGACGCAGAGCACAACGGUUGAUAUAACAACUGAAGGAUUAACAACGAAAAACACAACAUCUACAGUCGAUGCAACAACUGAAGAAUCCACAACUGAAAUAGAAACAACUGUAGAUUCUACAACGGAUUCAUUAACAACGGAGGAAAAGACA
This is a messenger RNA of Anneissia japonica, 510 nucleotides long. RefSeq names its product protein PBMUCL2-like. The annotation marks the transcript as partial. The transcript has a single exon. The record is from RefSeq and is a predicted model, not a curated record. NCBI's taxonomy places the organism in Eukaryota, Metazoa, Echinodermata, Crinoidea, Comatulida, Comatulidae.